This is a messenger RNA of Oncorhynchus tshawytscha (Chinook salmon), 6921 nucleotides long. RefSeq names its product hepatocyte growth factor receptor. The record is from RefSeq and is a predicted model, not a curated record. Gene Ontology annotation, molecular function: protein tyrosine kinase activity; semaphorin receptor activity; protein binding. The transcript has 21 exons. Bases 550 to 4863 code for a protein of 1437 amino acids. Gene Ontology annotation, biological process: semaphorin-plexin signaling pathway involved in axon guidance; regulation of cell migration; negative regulation of cell adhesion. Gene Ontology annotation, cellular component: semaphorin receptor complex. Lineage: Eukaryota; Metazoa; Chordata; Actinopteri; Salmoniformes; Salmonidae.
AGGAAAGGUGCUUCUAUAACGAGUUAUAGGCUAUUUUAUUUACUUGUUAUGGCACAUAUAAUUAUUAAUUAACAUACAAUGUGGGAACUAAGCUAAAGACUGAACAAUACUGAGAAAAGUUAGCGUUGCUAUCGAUGAAACCUGUAAACUCACCUGAGUGUAAUCUCGCGCCUUCCAAUCACCCGUAGUACAGUAGUCGAGAGGAGGAGCGCUGCGCGCUAAAGCGGACAAAAAUACGCAGGGGGUUAGAAUGCCUGUGUGUGUGUGUGACCUACACAUCUACAUUAUAUCCUGAGUCACACAGGUCCGCAGCUUGUGAAUCGGAGUCAGAAAGAGUCGAACUUUGUCUGAGAAACGGCAAAACGGUUGUGCUCGUUGUGAAAAGAAAGGGAAAACGUCUGAUAGAGUAUUCAAAGUCAAACAUCUCCUGCGCAUCAAUUUGUUCUUUAGCGGUCAGAACGUUGAUGCAUGCAUGCAUGAGUUUUGUGGGCUACUAUGAUUUGAAAGAAGAAACCAAAACAUAACGGAGAUAGUUGCCUAACUGACAGGAUGAAGAAUAUCUGCUUGUUGGACAUCGCUCACAUUGUGAUCAUCCGCUGGGCUCUUUGUUUCUCUGGGUCCGUGGUGAUGGGUCAGUGUAAUGAGGCAGCUGAGAACUCCAAGCUCAACCUGUCUGUGACCUAUGACCUGCCCACCUUUGAGGCCAUCUCCGCCAUUCAGAACCUGGUAACCUUCGAGGGGACCGUCUACAUUGGUGCCGUGAACCGAAUCUACGCACUGUCAGAGAACCUGACCAAGCUGUCGGAGUACCAGACCGGGCCCGUGUCUGAAGGCGCUGUCAGAAGGCGGUGUGGUCCUAGUUGUCAGGAUGGAGCCUGCGGUAAGACCAACGCUGUGGUGGACAACUAUAACAUGGCCCUGCUGGUGGAGCGUUAUUAUGACGAUGAGCUGUUCAGCUGCGGCUCAGCAGACGCCGGUGUCUGCCGUCGCCACCUGCUGGAGAGAAAGAAGGUGGACAGAGAGGUACAGUGCAUGUAUUCACCCAAGACAGAUCAAGGAGGACGGCACGGCUGCCCCGACUGCGUGACUAGCCCCCUGGGGUCCCGUGUGCUCAACGUGGAGAGCGGAGGCGUGGUGCGAUUCUUCGUAGGAAACUCGGAGAUCCCCGGAAGCCCAUCCCGGAUGAUCUCCAGCCCCCAGGCCCAGCAGCCACAACACCACACCAUCUCAGUGCGUCAGAUGAAAGAAACCCAAGAUGGUUUCCGCUUCUUCUCCGACCAGUCCUACAUGAAUUUGGCCCCGGGCCUCCGCGGCGACCACCACCUCCAGUAUGUCUAUUCCUUCCAGAGCGGCUACCACGCCUACUUCCUCACCGUGCAGCGCGAGGGCCACAGCUCUCAGGUUUACCACACCCGCAUCGUCCGCAUGUGCGGCACGGACCCGGAGCUGCGGCGCUACGUAGAGAUGCCAUUCGAGUGCAUCCUGACGGAGAGGAGGAGGCGGCGGCGCUCAGCCAGCAUCGAGGUGUUUAAUGUCCUCCAGGCAGCCCACGUGGCCAAGGCAGGCCGCGAGCUGAGGCAGGAGAUGGGGCUGAAGGAAGGGGAGGACGUGCUGUUCGCCGCCUUUGCCCGGUCCAAGCCAGACUCCCCGGAACCCAGUGCAAACUCGGCCGUCUGCGUCAUCUCACUGGCAGACGUCAACAACUUCUUCAAGGACUUCAUCCAGAAGUGCCACACCAAGCAGCCGUACCAUUUCACAGGCUCCGAGGAGAAGCGCUGCUACAACGGGAGUUCGUCAGACAACUCGUUUGGCUGUGGGAAGCAUGAGGAGGGCUACCGUCUGGAGGUGACCAGUACCAUGGCCAGACUAGACUACUUCAGCGGGCAGUUCAGCAACGUCCUGCUCACCUCCAUUGCCGUGGCGACUGCACAGGAGCAGACCGUGGCCAGCCUGGGCACCGCAGACGGACGCCUCAUACAGGUGGUGGUCUCCCGUUCCAAACGCAGCACGCCCCACGUGGACUUCCGCCUGGAUGACUCGCGCCCCGUGUCCCCCGAGGUGGCUCUCCUGUCUCCCCAGCGCCACGACGGCUCCCCCCAGCGCAGCCAGGACGGCUCACUCUUGUUGGUGACAGGAAAUAAGAUCACCAAGGUCCCUCUGAUUGGUCCUGGCUGUGAGCAACAGUGGAUGUGUAGUUCCUGCCUGCUGGCGCCAGGUUUUAUGGGAUGUGGCUGGUGUGACGGCCGCUGCACCAGGGCAGCCCAGUGUCACCCAGCGUCCCUCUGGACCCAGGAGUCCUGCCCUCCCGUCAUCACCACGAUCUCCCCAGCCAACGGCCCCCUGGGAGGGAGCACCAAGGUGACGGUGUGUGGGAGGAACUUUGGCUUCAACAAGACGGAGAGGUUUGACCACACACUCAUCAGCCUGGACGUGGCCGGAGCACCCUGCAAACUACUGAAACGAGAGAGCAACAGCAACAGGUUGGUGUGUGUUCCGGCGUCUCCUGUGAACUCGUCUCUGGCUAGUAGUGUGGUGAAGGUCCACAGUGGCAAGGAGAUGUCCCAAACACAGGGAUUCACCUUUGUGAACCCAGUAAUCAGGGAGAUCUUCCCUGCAUUCGGUCCUAAGUCAGGAGGCACCGUGCUCACCAUCAGAGGCUCUUUCUUAGACAGUGGCAACACCAGACAGGUCACUGUGGGGAACGCAACCUGUGAGAUCCUGAGUGUGUCAGUUACCAUGCUGAUGUGCAGGACCCCUCCCCAGUCGGCCCAGUCCCUCCAGGCGGUGUAUGUGAGGGUGGACUCUGUGGUCCGAGAGGCCCCUGUACUCUUCGCCUACAAUGAAGACCCUCUCAUCUCCAGCAUCCAGCCCACACGGUCCUUCAUCAGCGGAGGCAGCACUGUGGUGGCCCAGGGCUUCUACCUUCACUCGGCUUCCCCGCCUCAGAUGGUGCUCAUCCCCACAGCCCAGGACGGCAAGGUCUUCACUGUGAGCUGUACGCAGGGUGAGGACAGGCUGACCAUCCUGUGUACCACUCCCUCCCUGAAGGACCUGGGCCUGCAGCCUCCUGUGGUCACCAAGGUGGCGUUCGUCCUGGAUGGUUUCACCGCGCCCCAGUUUGACCUGCUGUAUGUAGAGGACCCUCGCUUCGAGGACUUCCAGAGACCCACCGUCACAUCCAAAGGCAACAAGAGCAUCCUGGAGAUUAAGGUGCCAGGUCGUGUGGAUGUGGAGGCGAUGAAGGGGGAGGUGCUGAAGGUGUCUAACAGGACCUGUGAGAGUGUGACUGUGGUGGGUAACACCCUGGAGUGUACUGUCCCCAUGGAGUUACGGGAUGCCACCAAUGAACUGGAGGUGGAGUGGCGUCAGGCAUCGUCUUCAGUGAGUCUGGGAAGAGUGAUGUUGGCUCAUGAACAGGACUACAGAGGGCUGAUAGCUGGCUGUGUGUGUGUCAGCCUGUUACUACUUCUGCUGCUCGCUCUAUUCAUCUGGAAAAGGAGGAACAAGCACAUUGAUGAUCUGGCUGAGGGUAAGGUUUGGUAUGAUGGCCGGGCUCACAUUCAGCACUUGGACAUGUUGGCAAAUGCCCGAAGCGUCAGCCCUACUAACGAAAUGGUGUCCCAUGAGUCGGUGGACUAUAGAACCACCCUGCUGGAGGACCAGGGCGUGGAGAGGCCAGAGUCGUGCAGGGGGGCUCCCCCCAUCUACGGGGGCCAUGGGGAACUCCUGUCCCCCAGGCUGGGGCUGGGUGGCAUGGGGAUGGGGAUGGGGAUAGGUCUGGGGGUGGAGGGGGAGCUGGUGUCCCCUGUCCCCCACAGGCUGGACCUGCUGAAGGAGGUUCUGGGUCAUCGCCAGGCACCUGGGGUCAUGGGGAUGGGGAUGAGGUCUGGGGGGGAUGGAUGGAUGGAUAGUCCAGGGCAGCUGGGAGAGCAGGUGUCCCAGCCUGAUGGUCACUUUGGCUGUGUGUUCCAUGGGACCUUGUUAGAGGCUGACGGUCAGAAACAGCACUGUGCCAUCAAGUCCCUCAACCGGAUCACUGACCUGGAGGAGGUGUCUCAGUUCCUGAAGGAGGGGAUCAUCAUGAAGGACUUCAGCCACCCCAACGUGCUGUCUCUACUAGGGAUCUGUCUGCCCACUGAGGGCUCUCCUCUGGUGGUGCUGCCGUACAUGAAGCACGGAGACCUCAGGAACUUCAUACGGGAAGAGACACAUAACCCCACAGUGAAGGAUCUGAUGGGCUUUGGUCUGCAGGUGGCCCGGGGCAUGGAGUAUCUGGCCAGCAAGAAGUUUGUCCACAGAGACCUAGCCGCAAGGAACUGCAUGCUGGAUGAAAGCUACACAGUGAAGGUGGCAGACUUUGGCCUGGCCAGGGAUGUGUAUGAUAAGGAGUACUACAGCAUCCACAACAAGAGUGGAGUCAAACUACCUGUCAAGUGGAUGGCCCUGGAGAGCCUGCAGACACACAAGUUCACCCCAAAGUCUGAUGUGUGGUCGUUUGGCGUGUUGCUAUGGGAACUGAUGACCCGGGGAGCACCGCCGUAUUCGGACGUCAACUCUUUCGACAUCACUGUGUUCCUACUGCAAGGGAGACGGCUGCUGCAGCCAGAGUUCUGCCCUGACCCACUGUAUAACGUGAUGGUCGAGUGCUGGCACCCAAAGUCGGAGAGGAGGCCCACCUUCUCAGAGCUGGUAUCCCUUAUCAACGCCAUCUUCUCCAGCUUCAGCGGAGAGCACUACAUCCUUCUCAACACCACCUAUGUCAACAUAGACAAGAUGAGCCCCUACCCCCCUCUCAUCUCCUCAUCCUCCUCUACCUCCUCCACCCCUCACGGCCACCCCCUGGAGCGAGACUGCUGCACCUGAGAGAGAGGGAGUGAUGGAGAGAAAGAAAGAGAGAGAGAGAGAGAGAGAGAGAGAGGGAGAGAUGAAAGAAAAAUAGUUAAGGAGAAAAGGAGAGGGCAUGGGGAGAGAUUGAAGACAAGGGGGUAAAAGGAGGGUUGGAAAAGAAUGAGCUUGACAGAGUAAGAAAGAGAGAGAAAAGAGUGGGCUUGAGGCGGCGAAGCCGUUGGGUCGCUUGGGAACUGUAUGUGACUGACAGACAGACACUGGACAAACUCUGUGUACGCUGGCUGAGAAAAGACAGUUUAAGGACACUGACAUGUGCCGUGCCUACUUCACGUGUGUGUAAUGUAUGUAUACUGACCAAUGACCAACCAAACAAACAUCACUGUACGCCUGAGGCCUGUAUGAACUGUUAGGUCGAUCUUGGCCUCCCUCUGCUCUUUAACCUAGAACUUGCUCUAGACCCUCCCAUGACCUUUUACCCUGGUAUGCCCUUGGAGCCUGACUUCAGGAGGUCAGGCUUCUCGUCUCUCUCUACCACAUACAAUUUGGAGACAUGGGAGAACCUUUUCAAUGAACAAAGCCUAUAGAAUUCUAUAGAAGCACAUUGUGUGUAUCAAGUACAAGUGACUCACCCAACAUUUCAACAACUCCCGUGCCAAAGAGGGACCGGAUGAUUUUUGGAGACAUUUCCGCUUGUUAAUGGGUGGCAUGUGUAUGGCGAUAUGGCGAAGGGCCGGGCUCCAGGUUUUUUUCCCCCUCGCCAUAAAAUUCUUUACACCAUCAUCCGCACUGCCACUGAAUUCCCCUCUCUUCCCACCUCUCCUCACAUGCCUCCUCGCAUACAUCCCUAAGCACUAGGACUGAAUGAAGAAAGUCCCAGCUCCAGCCUCCAGGGGAUGUUCUCACCAACCGAGGUGGCGGUGCAGAUUGGCUGGCAGAAGGAACAAUUUGCUGCCCGUGUGCAGUAGGCUACACUGGAUACUUCUUUAUGUGUGUAAUUAUCUUUGACGAUUCUCUUUUGAUGUGCUUCUUUCAAAACAUCUCGCUGCUUCAUUGCUGUGAGUGACUCACCUUAUAGGAAUCUGCAGACGUUUCCCAGUUGAAAGGUGUUUGUUUUUUUUGCCUUUCGGUUGGUAACACUUUGACUUGAACCGGCCCGUCAUAAUGUCUACAUAGCAUGUGUCAUAGCAGUUCAUGCAAGCUCAGCCUGAAAACAACUGACAUAAUCAUGUUUUAGACUUCAGAGAGUCAAGUGGGGGGAAACUGGAGACACGUUGGAACAUUUGAUGGUUUUUGGGCAUCAUAGUACUACGUCAGUUGGAACAAGCGUUUUUACUGUCAAUCAUGACUUCAUCGCGGCGUUGUUACACACUGCUAUGUCGACAUUUUGAAAGACCACUUCAAGUUAAAACGUGACCAUUUUGCCUCUCCUGUGUGAAGCGUUUGUCUUUUUGUUACUAUGGCUGCUGUUCUGUUUUAAAUGAUCAGGCCAGCAAUGGACAGAUAUGAAUGUUUGCUCAAAUAAAUGUUUAAAGAACUGUACUAUAUUUUUUAUAAUGCCUUUUAUUAUGAAAAUGAGCCUAAAUAAAUGGUCGGCCCAAUAGAAUAAUGCCCGAACUGAGCAGUGGUGCCACAACAACGACCAAUCAACUUCAGUGAAUGAACCACUGCCUUCUGUACAAAAAUGUUAAAGGCUAACACCUCUGUGGAUGUGUCUUCUAUAUGUAGGAUUUAACUGUGGUAAAUGUGUGUGUAUGUAUACUGUAUGACAGGUGAUUGUUGUGGGUACAGCACAGUACAAACAACCGAUACUGUACAGUCAUUGAACAACUGGAGCUAGCAAGUUCACAUCCUUAACUAUUAGACUGUUCUAGAUGUUCCUAUUGGUAACUAAAUGGCUUGUAAAUCCAUGACUUUUGUCCAUUAAUAUGCCAUUGAGCUCACUGUCAGUGCAGUGUGAGCAUAUAUAUGAAGCACUGUUUAGGGAUCGUCUAUGAAAAUAGUGAUGGUACAUAUGUUGUUACUAUGUUAUGUCAUCUGACUGACUCGGUGUAAUAAAACUAUAUUAUCAGUGUG